This is a messenger RNA of Hermetia illucens (black soldier fly), 2141 nucleotides long. RefSeq names its product nuclear pore complex protein Nup75 (gene Nup75). The transcript has 11 exons. Gene Ontology annotation, biological process: positive regulation of DNA-templated transcription; mRNA export from nucleus; protein import into nucleus. Bases 93 to 2108 code for a protein of 671 amino acids. Lineage: Eukaryota; Metazoa; Arthropoda; Insecta; Diptera; Stratiomyidae. Gene Ontology annotation, molecular function: structural constituent of nuclear pore. The record is from RefSeq and is a predicted model, not a curated record. Gene Ontology annotation, cellular component: nuclear pore outer ring.
GGAAGACAUCAAAAUAGAGAACGCCGCAUUCUGUCUCCGUGCGGGUACUUUUUCAUUAAUUUUAAUUUUUUUUCUAUCUAAACGGUGCACAGAUGGAGGAAGAUCCUGUAAUCACAUUUACCAUAAACGAUGAACUGUGUCGCCGAGCCGGUUUAACCGCCAAAUGGAUAAAUGGCCAUCAACUUUCCGUAGCAGCAUAUAAUCCAAUAACCAGCACAACGAAAGAUCGUGUUUCCGACUUCGCUGGUCAAAAUGAGGUUAAUAUUUUCCACCUCACGACUGAAUUCAUUUUCGAGGAACCGAUCCUCCGGUGCCUGAUCGCUGAGGCGAAUGGAGUCUACUUGGCUGUGCAAGACCUGAAGCGCCAAGGAACCCAAUCGGAUUAUGUGAAAAUUUCGAGAACUUAUCGGAGUAUAAUCCGAGCUUGCCUGGAGAAAUUAGAAGAGGAGAUUUCGAAUGAAGAAAUUAGCGAAGAAGUUAAAAUCAGAUUUCAAAACUACAUCACUAUCUUCUAUUCAAUUGAGUGUGUGUGGCAUCUGUGCGAGAUACUCUACAUCGAUACAGCUCCUUCGAAUAUCGUAGUUCCGCAGUUGUUAGAAUGGACCCGAUUCCACUUCCCGUCAUAUGAAAGAAUCGCAACUGAGCUAUUGCUGUACGAGCGUGAAGCAAAUACAAGUGAAGAUUAUUGGCCAACAGUGAAGGGAUUAAUUCUACAAGGACAAAUUGAAGUUGCCCGAGCCAUUCUUCAGUUGCAUUCGCUUUCCGAGACGACAGCAUUUAAAAUGGCGGAGCAAAUUUUAAAAACAAUGCCAGUUUAUAAUGUAUAUGGAGGCCUCUCUAUUCAAAAAUUCCGCUCGCAGUGGCAUUAUUGGCUUACAGAUACUGAGUUGAAGCUGUCUGCAGGAAUUCUUUCCAGUGAACCUGAAUUGGAGGAGAUCGUCAAGUUAAUUACAGGAAAUCAGUAUAGCUGGAAUCAACAAAUAAAGCAAUCAACAUGUUGGUAUGAAUUUUUGUCCGGUUAUCUAUUCUAUACGGAACCAGCGUGUAAAUAUUUCGAAUUGGGUUCCUUCGCCAAUCUCUGGAUAAAUCGAUGGGCUAAUGAGAUGGGGUUCACCGGAAGUGGAUUCUUGAAGCAGUUAGAUCGUGUAAUACUGAGCGUUAUGGAGAAUGAUAUGAAUCAGGUUCUACAUUCCAUUCAAAAGAUUGGCGAUAAUCAAUGGUUCGUCACGCAUUUAACCGAUUUGCUUUAUCAUUGUGGUCAACUUCAAGUGAUGGGAGAGCAGAAAAAGAACAUUGCAUUUUCUCUACGUGAUGCACUUUUGUAUGAAUUUGGUUCAGCUUUGAUGUCACGCGAUUCCUUAUGGAUGAUGGGUGUUGAUUAUCUUGAGCAGUGCUCAGAAGGCGCAGCUGCAAUGGAAUUGCUUCUCACAAAGGUACCUGUAGAGAAUGAGCGUCAGGCCCUCAAGGUAAUCGAGGUUGCAAAGCAAAGAGGCUUAUCAUCAGUUGAAAGGGAAAUUUGUCGAGUGCAAGCAACAAGAUCAAUGGCUAAUGAACGGUAUGGUAACGCUUUAGAAUGGGCAAUACGUUCCAAAGAUGCUGGAGCUGUUACUGCAAUAACAGACUUUUUCCUCACAAACUACUCAAAGACUGGCGAAAUGCUGUGCCCUGACGUUCUUGGUAAUAUCGGUGGGAAAAUGUUCAUAUCACCGCGACUGGUGUUUCUUGUGAAAUAUUUCGAUUUCCACCAAUUCUACAAGCGCCGUGAAUUUAUUGAAGCUGCAAAGCUUUUAGUUAAUCUACUAAAUUCAAAAAUAACUCCCGAAUACUUCUGGCCAUCCUUGUUAAUUGACUCAAUACCUUUGCUGGAGUCGAAGGAUCCGAAAAUGCCGUCGAAGGAGACUUUUGUUAUUCUGCAGCACCUAGAGAUGGAACUAACACCGUUGAUUGAGCGAAGCAAGAAGCAGAUGGAGAAAGCGGGAGACAAACAGCCACAUAUUCUGAAAGAUUAUAGAAUGGAGAAUAUUGAUGAAAUUGUGAAGCUAAUUCGGUUAGCAUGUGCUCGUAAUCUUGCAAGAGCUAUAGUUAUAGAAAAUACAUUUAUAUCCUAAAUUUUGUGAAGGAAUCAAUAAAAUCUUUGUUUU